UAAAUUAAUUGGUUUAUGUGAAAGUUCUAGUGUUUACAAAUAGCGGUAUAGGUACUGGAAUUUUCUUUUUUUUUAUUAGUAAUGGCGGAAAUCAGCAACUUAUAGCAGGACUGCGGCGGGCAUUCUGACACUGGGGGGAACUGACUUGGUGUCACUGACAUCCCCAGUGACACCCAUACAGUGAUCAGUGCUAAUAAAAAGCACUGACACUGUACUAAUGGCACUGGGCAGGAAGGGGUUAACAUCUGGGGUGAGGAAAGGGUUAACUGUGUACUGUGUGUGUUUUACUAACUGUAAGCACACUGCUUUGUAUGGCUUUGCUAUGCAGAGCCAUGCAAAGCAGUGUGCAGGAGCUGAC
Messenger RNA from Staurois parvus, 358 nucleotides. The record is from the annotation of a GenBank genome assembly. Lineage: Eukaryota; Metazoa; Chordata; Amphibia; Anura; Ranidae.